AUGGCGCCGAUUCUCAGAUCCACUUCCUUUCUCGCAUUCCUCGUCUUUCAGACUUCUCUCUUCCUCUUUGCUUCCACUCUUCCGAUCUCAUCUGGGUCUGAGGAUAGUUACACGAUCACGGGUAGAGUAAGGAUCCCAGCAAGUACCGCGAUUGGUCACGCAGCAAAAUUCUCAAAUAUCAAAGUUGUGCUCAAUGGUGGACAGUAUAUCACUUUCCUCAGGCCGGAUGGAUACUUUACAUUCCACAAAGUUCCAGCUGGGACUCAUCUGAUCGAAGUAUAUGCGCUGGGCUACUUCUUCUCUCCAGUGCGAGUUGAUGUUAGCGCCCGGCAUCGUGGCAAGGUUCAAGCAACGCUAACAGAAACCAGGAGGAGUCUUACUGAGCUGGUUUUGGAGCCACUGCGGGCAGAGCAAUACUAUGAGAUGCGAGAACCUUUCAAUGUAAUGUCAAUUGUGAAAAGUCCAAUGGGUCUUAUGGUGGGAUUCAUGGUCCUUGUUAUGUUCGUAAUGCCUAAGAUGAUGGAAAACAUUGAUCCAGAGGAAAUGAACAGAGCACGCGAAGAGAUGAGCAGCCAAGGAGUGCCUUCGCUCUCUAGCUUGUUGCCCGCUAGACGCUAA
Arabis nemorensis is the source of this 618-nucleotide messenger RNA. NCBI's taxonomy places the organism in Eukaryota, Viridiplantae, Streptophyta, Magnoliopsida, Brassicales, Brassicaceae. The record is from the annotation of a GenBank genome assembly.